AUGGCUAUCUGGAAGAGGUUGCGGCAAUUGAAAGUUCCACCGAAAGUUAAACAUAUAGUUUGGCGAGCUCUAUCUGAUGUUCUUCCAUGUCGAUCUUCUCUCCGUGGGCGUAGAGUGUUGUUGGAUGAUUACAGUUCUUUCUACCUAUCUGAAGUCGAGACCACGUUGCACGUUUUUGUGCAGUGUCAGUUUGCCAGAAGUGUGUGGUUAUAUUUUCCUCAAAGUGAUAACAAGAAAGCAACUACUAUUGUGAUGACUUUAUGGGCGUUGUGGGUGUCUCGAAAUCUAUUAGUUUGGAAAAACGUUCACCGCAAUUCUUUGCAGGCGGUUUCUAUGGUUACUAGGUUCUUAGAUGAGUGGAUUAGAGCUAAUGUUUCUGCAAUAGUAGCUAGUAAUAGUAAUAAUGUCCACUCGUGGCAAUCUCCACCUACUGGGUUUCUAAAGGUUAAUGUUAAUGCUUCUAUUGGUUCAAGUACGAGAUAUAUAUUUAGGAAUCGCUGCGGUGGUGCGUAA
This is a messenger RNA of Manihot esculenta (cassava), 513 nucleotides long. RefSeq lists its product as uncharacterized. Lineage: Eukaryota; Viridiplantae; Streptophyta; Magnoliopsida; Malpighiales; Euphorbiaceae. The transcript has a single exon. The coding region runs from base 1 to 513 and encodes 170 amino acids. The record is from RefSeq and is a predicted model, not a curated record.